Messenger RNA from Falco peregrinus (peregrine falcon), 2690 nucleotides. RefSeq names its product iroquois homeobox 4 (gene IRX4). Gene Ontology annotation, molecular function: RNA polymerase II cis-regulatory region sequence-specific DNA binding; DNA-binding transcription factor activity, RNA polymerase II-specific. The record is from RefSeq and is a predicted model, not a curated record. The transcript has 6 exons. Lineage: Eukaryota; Metazoa; Chordata; Aves; Falconiformes; Falconidae. Gene Ontology annotation, biological process: neuron differentiation; cell development; regulation of transcription by RNA polymerase II. Gene Ontology annotation, cellular component: nucleus. The coding region runs from base 698 to 2176 and encodes 492 amino acids.
GCCUUUCAGUCGUGACUCGCAGAGAUAAAUGAUAGUUUGGAGGUGCGCGCAGUUAAUCAACGCUACGGCUGCCUUACAGCGCUGUGCAACCCGCAGAUCAUUAGGUUAAAUGGAGGACAUUCGUGUCCUUCCAGAAUCAAUGCAAUUAUUGUUGGCAACAAGGACAACAAUUGGAGUGGCAGCACUGAUUUUACUAACCUGCUAUUAAUUAUGGUGUCCCCCACGCCCCAGACGGCGUUUAUAACCCGCGGAAGCAAGCGGUGCUUGCUGCUUCUGUUUUAAAACGGGAAAAGUUGGAAGUGGAGUGCCUGGUCGUGUUGGAAAGUGUUAAUCAGUAGGAAAGAGUGUGAUCAGUGGAGCUAUUCACUUAAACGUCACUCUGGUACAGGGGGUUAGUGAAGUGAUUGUGGCGCCUGGGGACCGAAGGCACUGUGCCGCUCCGCUCAGGUAUCACACUGAGAAAUGUCUGCGUUAGUUCUCCGUAGCUCCCUGCAAAGUCAGCCAGCGCAGACGAGAGGAGAGAAGCCCUGCCAUGGCACAGCCAUCACUACGAGGUUGUAGCCGAAGCCUGGCGUGAUCGCAGCAUCCAGGGACCUGUGGUUACCAAUCAAUUGGUACAACAGAGCAGAGCCAGGCUGCAAUAGCGUGCAGAUCAGACGUCUCGCCUUGUUUCUAGAUAACUGGGAGCCUCUGUACCAUGUCAUAUCCUCAGUUUGGCUACCCUUACUCCUCUGCACCCCAGUUCCUGAUGAGCACCAACUCCCUGACGACCUGCUGCGAGUCCAGCGGACGGACGCUGGCUGAGACGGGGGCGGCCGCCUCCGCCCAGACCCCCGUCUAUUGCCCGGUGUACGAGAGCCGCCUGCUCGCCACCGCCCGACACGAGCUCAACUCCGCCGCCGCCCUGGGGGUCUACGGCGGCCCCUACGCCGGGCCCCAGGGCUAUGGAAACUACGUGACCUACGGCACCGAGGCCCCCGCCUUCUACUCCUUGAACAGUUUGGAGGCGAAGGACGGGAGCGGGUCUGCGCAUGCGGGCAUCGCCCCGGCGGCUGCCUACUACCCCUACGAUCACACCCUCAGCCAGUACCAGUACGACAGGUACGGCACGAUGGACGGUGGGACGCGGAGGAAAAACGCCACUCGGGAGACAACCAGCACGCUGAAGGCCUGGCUCCAGGAGCACCGCAAGAACCCCUACCCCACCAAGGGCGAGAAGAUCAUGCUGGCCAUCAUCACCAAGAUGACCCUCACCCAGGUCUCCACCUGGUUCGCCAACGCCCGCCGGCGGCUCAAGAAGGAGAACAAGAUGACCUGGCCGCCGCGGAACAAGUGCUCGGACGAGAAGCGGCCCUACGAGGAAGAGGAGGAGGAGGAGGGUUCGCAGGAAGAGGCGAUGAAGAGCGGGAAAGCCGAGGAGCCCACGGGCAAGGAGGAGAAGGAGCUGGAGCUCAGCGACCUGGAGGACUUGGACGCCGCCGAGUCGGAGAGCUCGGAGUGCGAGCUGAGGCGGCCCUUCCCGCACCCGCUCCCGCACCCGCACCCAGGCGGCAGCCACCCGCCGCGGGCCGCCGAGCCCCCAGUCAAGAUGCCGCCGCCGCCGGCCGCCGCCGGGGAGGAGGAGGAGGAGGAGGUGGCGGCGGCGGAGCGGGCGCGGAGCUGCCUGAAGACGGCGGCGGCGGAGUGCGGCCCCGACCUGCUCGGCGCCCGGCAGCGCGGCUGCGAGUCCAAAAUGUGCUUCCAGCAGGGGCAGCAGCUGCUGGAGGCGAAGCCCAGGAUCUGGUCCCUGGCGCACACCGCCACCUCCCUCAACCAGGCCGAGUACCCCUCCUGCAUGCUGAAACGGCAGGGGGGCUCGGCCGCCGCCGCCGUCUCCGCCCCGGUCAGUGUCAUCGACAGGCACCAGGAUUCGCCGGUCACCAACCUCAGGAACUGGGUGGACGGGGUGUUUCACGACCCCCUGUUCAGACACAGUACUUUGAACCAAGCCCUGAGCAACACGACAGUUUCCUGGGCUACCACCAAAGGAGCCAUUCUGGAAACGGGCGCCUUGGGGCGCGCGGUGGGGAACGGCGCCAACGUGCUCAAGGGGCAGCUCUCAAACUUGGCCCACCAUGACUCAAACAAAGAGUUUCUGGCGUUUCCCAAAUCAGGAAGCAAAAUGUUUUGUUCCUAACAGGCCCUCCGAGGGGCGAAGGACGUUCUAACGCUCAAGAGUCAGCUACACUGAAAAGAGACUUGCAGGAGUUUAAAUUUAAAUAUAAAACUUUUUUUUUUUUUUUUUAAGCAAAACAACAGAAACGAGGAUUUAAAGUUCAGUUUGCUCAGUUCAACGGACAGACUUUGCUCAUGGCUGUUCUGAAGAAUUUCUCCUGGCUGCGACUUUAAGGGAUCAAUGUCUUGAAAGUUAUUUAAUUCCAUGUCCAAAAAGCACGUACUAUAGCGUAGACAUACUUAAAAAGUUUACAUCUGAAAGUUUACAAACGGGAAAUUUUAGUUCAGAUUUAAUUUAAGGCAUGCCGAUAUUAGUUAUAAAGACUUCUCGAGAGUUUUUCCUCCUGAUUUCCUUGUUAGCAUAUAAUUCACAAACAGCACUUCUACUAAGUUUACACCUACUGCACAAAUUUAUCUUGACAAAAAUAUGUUAAAAGGUAUGUUUCACUCCAAUAAAUUGUCUGUUUCAGAGGUAA